Molecule: messenger RNA, 12961 nt
Organism: Pristis pectinata (smalltooth sawfish)
Lineage: Eukaryota; Metazoa; Chordata; Chondrichthyes; Rhinopristiformes; Pristidae
Product: monoacylglycerol lipase ABHD2-like
Biological process (GO): steroid hormone receptor signaling pathway; medium-chain fatty acid catabolic process; sperm capacitation
Cellular component (GO): sperm plasma membrane; sperm flagellum
Molecular function (GO): monoacylglycerol lipase activity; acetylesterase activity
Source: RefSeq, a predicted model, not a curated record
CGGGGCUUGGCCAUUGCGGGGUGGAGAGGUGCUGUUCGGUAGCAUCUGAGCUCGGAGGUUGGCAGUCAGAACAACAAAUCCUGUUACGUCAAGAGAACCAUUUCUCACAUCUAUUCUGAUGACUAAAUUUGCCUUUGAUCAGACUGAAUAACUUAAUUGCCUAUAGGUAAUGAUGGCAGACUCUGAAAGUGUAAGGAUUGCUCCUGAAAUGCCAGCCAUGUUUGAUGGGAUGAAGCUGGCUGCAGUCGCUGCAGUGCUAUACAUCAUUGUAAGAUGUCUGAAUCUUAAGAGCCCCACUGCUCCUCCAGAGCUGACGUCAGACACCCCACUCACUCGAUUCUUGCUGAAAUCAUGCCCACUGCUGACCAAAGAAUACAUUCCACCCCUCAUUUGGGGAAAGAGUGGACACGUACAGACAGCAUUAUAUGGUAAAAUGGGGCGUGUAAGCUCUCCUCAUCCCUAUGGUUUACGGAAGUAUCUCCCUAUGCCUGAUGGAGCUACUGCUACGUGGGACCUUUUUGAGCCUUUGGCAGAGCAUAACACUGGAGAAGAUAUUACUAUGGUGAUUUGUCCUGGGAUAGCCAAUCACAGUGAAAAGCAGUACAUUCGAACAUUUGUUGAUUAUGCCCAGAAGCACGGAUAUCGGUGUGCUGUUCUCAACCAUCUUGGUGCUUUGCCAAAUAUUGAGCUCACCUCUCCUCGUAUGUUUACAUACGGCUGUACAUGGGAAUUUGGCGCCAUGGUAAACUACAUAAAGAAAACCUUCCCUCAGACCCAUCUGGUGGUUGUGGGUUUCAGUCUAGGUGGAAACAUAGUUUGCAAAUUUCUCGGAGAGAAUCGAGUCAAUCAGGAAAAGGUUCUUUGUUGCAUCAGUGUGUGUCAAGGCUACAGUGCACUACGGGCACAGGAAACUUUCCUCCAAUGGGACCAGUGUCGGAGAUUUUACAACUUCCUAAUGGCAGACAACAUGAAAAAGAUUAUUUUAUUUCACAGAAAAAUAUUGUUUGGAGAAAAUGGGUGCAAAUCACCUAAUGCUCUGGUAGAUGUAGAUCUCAGCAAACUUUACACAGCAACUUCCCUCAUGCACAUUGAUGACAACAUCAUGAGAAAGUUCCAUGGCUAUAGUACUCUGAAGGAAUAUUAUGAGCAAGAAAGCUGUAUGCACUAUCUUCACAAUAUCCAGAUUCCUCUACUGCUAGUUAAUGCUUCAGAUGACCCCCUAGUGCAUGAAAGCUUGCUGACCAUUCCUCGAUCACUUGCAGAAAAAAAAGAAAACGUUAUGUUUGUGUUAACUCUGCAUGGCGGGCACCUUGGAUUCUUUGAAGGGGCAGUGCUUUUCCCAAAACCUUUAACUUGGAUGGAUAAGCUUAUUCUCGAAUACACAAACGCCAUAUGUCACUGGGAGAAGAACAAGCCUCAAUGUACGGCAGCAGGAGAUCAGAACUGCUCAGACCACAGCGAGUAACCACUGUACAAACCUUAUUUGCCAAAUUCUUCAAUUAUUCAGUCCUUUAUCAUCAUUACAUUCCUGGCUUGGGUUUGAUGAUCUUAACAACUCCCAGUUAUUAAUGUAGUUCACCCAGCCAACUUGUACUUUUUUAUCACAACAGUUCAAAUGUGAUUACAAGACCCUUUCUGUGUCUUUCAGUCAAAGAAACUUGGAGUGCACAAGACAUGGCAAUUCACUGUGCUUGACAAUAACUUAGUUUUAUAGUCAUCAGGACAUGGAACAAGAGUUACUGUUACCACAAGAGAUCUGCUGUCAGUAUGAGCAAAUGAGCCAACAUUUAGAGGUCCCAAAAGUUUUUUCAGGAGUUCAUUUGUUAAAAACUUGUGCCUUCUGAUAUAUAUUUUUAAGUUACGGUUAACAAAGACAUUUAUUUUUCUGCCCCUGAGAGAGAUUCAUCUUUUGUUUUGUGGUCAUUUGAUCAGAUUAAGUGCAGCAGUGUUUGAACUAAAAAAAAAUAAAUGCAGGCAGUUAAGUCUUUCACUGGAUUUUGUCUUUUUAGAGAAACAAAAUGUAGAAUUCUUACAUGGAGAAACUCUUGCAGAACUAAUUUAUUACCUCCAUUUGGUCAUCAAUGAUGCCUUCUCCAAAUUCACUGUUAAGCAACAAAGAUGAGUUGCUUUCAAAUUAGAGUAUUUGUUCUUACGUUGGCACAUGUUAUCCCAAUGAUUGUCCAUUGUCAUUUUACAACACCUAAGGACAAGCAAUUUUUCGUUAAAUCCCAUAAGUUGUCUACAUUUUUCUGGAAAUUCUUCAAAAAGUCAUAUGGAUGGUCCUGCACUUGUGAUGAAUGUGAAAUAGUUCUUCACAUUUUGAAAAUUCAGUUUAAAUAAAAGUUUGUACUGUCUACAGUAUUUAUAAAUUAUAUAUAGAAAUCCUACCUUGAUUAUUGCACUGGAGGACUAAGUGAAUGUUCAGCCAUUCCAGUAAAGUAUGAAUUUGGACAUAAUCCUUAUUGAUCUGUCGCCUGUUUGAUGCUGAAUCAAGUACCUAAAUAUUGUAAGAACCAAACAACUGAGAAGCUGUCUCGGCAUUUGUUGAUGCUUUGCUGGCUCUUGAUUUAAUCUUCAGAGUUUAUCUCAUGAAUGCUAUAGAAUUUCCAAUAUCAGGGCAUUCUAAAAUCGUGCAGAGUUGGCUGAUUUCAGCUAGAGAAGCAACAGGAAAUGUUUCAAAUAGGUUCUGUAUUUCUGGGAUAAAAAGUAGAAAGUCCUUGCCUUUUUAGAUGAUCACUUUCCACUGUUCUCUGCAGUUGAUUAAUAAACAUCCACUCUCUAGGAAUGGAUGCUUUUCAAAUAGCAUCCAUUUCACCGGAGGCAUUAAGGAUUAGCACCAUUAGGAUUGGAGAAAAUUGGGAAACAAAUAUUGAUGCCUCUUCACUUCUGCAGUGGAUUUGUUCUACGUUGUCUAUUUCCAGGAGUAGCUGUGUUGUAAUUACUGACUGUCAACCAUAAGUAGAUAUGAGAUUUAAUUGAACAUCUAAGUUUGAUAUUUGGGGAUUCUGGUGAUUGCAGGCAUGGGAAUUUGUCAAGGUUUAAGAAUUAAUUGAUUCCUGCACUCCAGGCAAUAUAUUCACUGUAAAAAAGCAACAUACCAAUGUAUUUAAAACAAACAUUCUACCCAUCACCAGAGAUCUUUCUACCUCUUGAAUGAUGUACACAAGCACAAGAUAUCCGCAUUUCAUUUUUGUUUUAAACUAUCUGACAUCCAUUCAGAGACACAACAUUCUGCAGAUGCUGGAAUCUGGAGCAACAUACAAAAUGCUGGAGGAACUCAGUAAGUCAGGCAGCAUCUAUGGAGAGAAAUAAACAGUCGACUUUUCGGGUCAAGACCCUUCAUCAGGACUGGAAAGCAAGAGGGCAGUAGCCAGACUAAGAAGGUCAGGAGAGGGAGAAGAGUACAUGCAGGCAGGUGAUAGGUGAGUCCAGGUGAGGGGGGAAGUAAGAAGCUGAGAGGUGAUAUGUAGAAGAUGUAUAGGGAUGAAGAAGGAGGAAUCUGAUAGGAGAGGGCAGUGGACCAUGGAAUAAAAGGUGGGGAAUGGAUAGGCAGAUGAGGGUGGGGGAAGGGAUGGGCAGGUCAUGAGGGCAGGGGAAGGGGAAAGAGAAGGGGGCCACAGGAAUGAGGCAGACAAAGAAUAAAAGGGGGGGAGGGAGAAGAGGGGAGGGUUUACUGGAAGUUGAUGCUGAGGCCGUCAGGUUGGAGACUCCCAAAGCAAAAUAUGAGGUGUUGUUCCUCCAACCUACAUUUGGCCCCAACGUGGCAGUAGAGGAGCCCAUGGAUAGACAUGUUGGUAUGGAGUGGGACAUGGAAUUGAAGUGGAUGGCCGCUAGGAGAUGCUGGCUUUUGUGGCAGAUGGAACGAAGGUGCUCGACGAAGCGGUCACCCAAUCUGCGUCGGGUCUCACUGAUGUGGAGGAGGCCAAACCAGAUGCAAUAAAUGAUACGCUCAGAUUCACAGGUGAAGCGCUGCCUCACCUGGAAGGACUUUCUAGGGCCCUGAAUGGUGGUGAGGGAGGAGGAGAAGGGGCAGAUGUAGCACUUAGUGCGGUUGCAGGGAUAAGUGCUGGGAGGAUCAUCUGCAGGGAUGAGUGGACAAGGGAGGGAUGAGUGGACAAGGGAGUUGUGGAGUGAGUGAUCCCUACGGAAAGCAGAGAGAUGGGGGAAGGGGAAGAUGUGCCUAGUGGUGGGAUCCUGUUGGAGGUGGCAGAAGCAAUGAUGUGUUUUGGAUGCGGAGGCAUGUGGGGUGGAAGGCGAGGACAAGGGGAACCCUGUCCCUGUUAUGUCGGGGGGUCAAUGGGGUGAGGGCAGACUGGGAAAUGGAGGAGAUGCGGGUGAGGGCAGCAUUGAUGGUGGUGGAAGGGAAGGGUGGAAGACAUCUUGGAUGUCCUGGAGUGGAAAGCCUCUUCAUGGGAACAGAUGCAGUGGAGGCUAAGGAACUGGGAGAAGGGGAUGGUAUGCAUGCAAUUGACUGGGUACGAAGAGGUGUAGUCAAGGUAAUUGCGGGAUCUGGGUUUGUAAAGGAUGUUGGUGGUUAAACUGUCUCCGGAGAUGGAGACUGAGAGACCCAAAAAGGGGGGAGAGGUGUCGGAGAUGGACAUGUAAAUUUGAGGGCAGGAUGGAAGCAAAGUUGAUAAAAUUGAUGAGCUCAGCAUAGGUGCAGGAAGCAGCCCCAAUGUAGUCAGUGUAGCGGAGAAGGAGUUGGGGAUAUCCAUUCAGACUGAUUUUGUAUUCUUACUGCAUCUUGUGGCUGGAUGAAUCAAACACCAGUUCCUCAGGAUUAACUACCAAGCGAUACAUCUUAAAGUUUUUUUUCCCCCUUGAUUCGGUACCAGUUAACUUUGCAGUCUGUAAGCCAAAGUUAUCUUGGUCAGUUACAAUUAUUUAGGAUAUUUAUGGUAAUUGGCUGAAAUCAAAUGUACUUUGGCUUUUGGAUGACUCAUUGAAAUAAAUAACACACUUUUAGAAAUUCUGUUAGGAAAUGGUCACAAUGCAGUUACAGUUAACAAUUAUAAAAGUAAAAAAUAUUUAUCAUUUUAAAUUUGAGCUAUAUCCAGUAAUAUUUAUCCAUGUGGAAUCAGUCACAGCUUUUUCGUGUUGUAACUUAAUAGACUGAAGACUGUUUAAUCACCAACAUGAUGCCAGCAACAGUCUCUUUGUAGUAUAGGCUCUUAUUGACUAAGUCCAAAAUGUAGUCAAUGCUGCACUGUGUUUGCUGCUUCCCACUUGAGAAGGAAACUCAUUCAUUUGCGCUUUAGUAUUUUAAGGUUUAGAGCUGAUUUAUGAUUCACGUCCCCCAUUUCUCAUGGCUUUUAGGUUGGCCUUGUAAGAGUACAAUACGGAGUGUAAACAUCUGUACACAGAUGCAUCAGUUAAUAUUAUUGUUGUGCUUUAAUAGGUGGCAGAGUUGCGGAAGGACAAAAGCAUUGUGACACUUAACAAAUCAUCUUUAGCAGUGUAACUAAAAGUAUCACUACCAUGGGAAAUUUGCUUCUGGUGUGUAAUCAUUGCUUCUAAUAUUAUGUAUGGUUCUGUGCAAACUGAUAUUAGAAAGUCUGUUACUGACACAGAUCUAUUCCAUCGUAUCUAAAGAUUUUUAUCUGAUGUUUGAAAAUGUUUAAAAUUUGAGUUCACCACCUAAAAAUAUUACUGUGGAUAAUAAGGUCUUGUGAUCUAUUAAAAAACAAAUACAAUUCUCAACAUUUUUAGGCUACAUACCAGCUUUAAGCAUCCUAUUCAGAAGGAUGUUGACUGUAGCUUCAGCUACUGUAAUCAAACUUAUUUCCUGAUUCUAUUAGGCAUCCUUGAGGCCCAAUUGAAUAGUAAUUAUUUUAGUUGAUUGUUUUAGAUGCCUCUUCUCAUUUGGGUAUGUCAUUACAAUUCUACAAUCUUUAUUUAAUGAAGACCAAAGAAAAUGUACCUCAUAUUUCUUCUCGUUAGACUGUAGAACAUCGGGCCCACAUAUAAUUGAAUUGUAUGAACUGCAGUAGGGAGGGGAUAGGUUUUAGUAGUAUCUACUGGGAUGUUUGAAAUUUGAAGUGAAUCCAUGCAAAGACUUCUCACGGACAGUUUUCAAGUUUAAGUUACUAAGCUGGGAGGAUCACUUGCGGUUUAUAUUGGCACUCCAAAGUUACAUGAUCAGUCUGUGUAGUAUUCACAGUUUUACAUUAGGUAAAAUUGCAAAUAGGUUUGUUUGCUUUUGAACAGUUAACCCAAUGCAAAAUCUUUCAAAUCUCACUGCUAAAGAAUAGAGCAUUAAGAAAGUGGUGAGGUUUUUUUUAAAUUAAAUAAUGACAUUGAUACCUCAACUACAUAUUUCUGCACUCAGCUGCAGAUGUUUUAAAUUCCAAAAUGCAGAAAAUAAUUAUGGAAUUGAGUAUUAAGGUUCUGUUUGUGAAUAUAGCAUACUUUGGGAAUAAUAGUGAUUUAAUAAAGUUAGCAAACCAGGUUAGUCAUAACUGAGCAGUUGAUAAUAAUACAAUUCUGUUGCAUGGUGGAUAGGUUGAUUUUUUUUUGGUAUUUAGGAGGUUGGUUGUGGCCAUUGUUGCACUUGGUAAGAAGGCACAGAUAAAUUUAGUGAAACAGAUGCUGUAUUUCCUCACGUGCAUUUUGUAUAUGCACGGUAGCGUAGUGGUUAGUGCGACACUAUUACAGUGCCAGUGACAGACGUUCGAUUCCCAUCACUGUCUGUAAGGAGUUUGUAUGUUCUCCCGUGUCUGCGUGGGUUUCCUCCGGGUGCUUCGGUUUCCUCCCACAUUCUGAAGACGUACGGGUAGGUUAAUUUUGGGUUUAAAAUGGGCGGUGCGGACUCGUUGGGCCGAAGGGGCUUGUUACCACGCUGUAAAUAAAAUUUAAGAUUUAAUUAUUACGCUAUGAUGCGUUAGACUAUUGCUGGGAUUAAAAAUUAGAUUUUUAAAGUUCUGGUUUGAAAUGUGUUGAUUAUGGGUCUUUAAUUGUUUUCACUACUUAGGUGAGAAGGAAUUGGAAUGAAUCAGAAGGAUACAAGGCAAGGUGCAAUUGACAGUUUUAACUUUUUUUGGGGGCUUUCCUUGUGUUUAACAUUGUUAUUGCCAUGAUUGGCCGGGUAAUAGUAUUAUUAACGGUGGUGGGAGAUAAUUCAGUUGUCUUUGGUCUCAGAGUCCUCAUUGGUUUACAGAUUUCAAUAUUGUUUUAGAUCAGUGACUUUUGCUACAAGCUAAGGAUGUUGUGCAUUAUUGUGCCUUUAAUUCAUAGACCUCUUUCAGAUGAUGAUAUAAUUGGGAUGUGUGUGAUCUAGUGUGUUUACUCAACAUUUUCUUGUACUCUGUUCACUUGAGCUUUUAUGCCAGAUGAAAAUUCAGGGUUUUGGCUGCUUUUGAGUGCAACCUCUUCUAGGGCGCAUUGCUAAACAUCAGAGAAAUGUGAGAAGAGAGUUGCAGUUGCUUUUCAUGCCAUGAUACAGAGUGAAGUUGAUAAUCUAUUGUGUAAUGUACAAGACUUUAAGUUGCAUUUUUUAUUUACAAAUUUACAUAUUAAGCAAGCAGUUACAAAGUGUCCACUAAUGUAUAACAAUUUGUCAUAUUUUCAUGGGAGAAACUUAAAGAAUGGAGAACAUCAUACAGGGACUUCAGCUCAGUGUGGUUGUACUAGCACCAAAUAUCCCAUUUUCAGCACAGAAUUGUGCAUCUUGUACAUUUCAAACAUAGGUACAGUCCUGUGGUUCAUCAGUUUUGACUCAAUGCAUGGGUCUAACCAGAAUGUUUCACAACAAGGACACUGGGGGUUAAUUUUGAAUUCUAAAUAGUUUGAGGAAUCUUGGUCAUUUUUUUUUCAUACAUGUUUUUGGCUCUGCCAAUACACAUGGAAAAUGUGUUUUUGAAGUGAGACCUCGGCAAAAGUAAAGGUAUUAUUCAUACAACGUCGCCUUUUGAGCUGUGCAGUUCGAGAGCUGGCAGCAAUAGCACCAUAUAAAAGCUGCAUCAAAAUGCUGCAGUGUUCUAAACAUGAUCUAACUAGUUUCAAAAGGAGUUUAAAUUAUACAAGAUCUUUGUUAACUUAGCCCUGACCAAAGGUCUUCACUGCAAAAAAAAUUUUUUGCACUGAUAUAGAUCUGCUCCCCAGCUGGUGAUAUCUGAAAGUCUUUUGAUAUUACAUAAACUGCUUGCCUCGGCAGACGAGAUCAGUACUUUCAGAUAUGUCAAAUGAAAUAACUAUAGAUAUACUUAGGGGUUACAAUGGGGUUUUUCUACUUGAUACUCCAGCUAUUAAAUUGAAAUUUGAAAUCUAGCUCCUGAUACAUUGCUGCCACAAAUAUUGUGCACUUUCAGCCAAAGCAAGUGUCAAAAGAAGUGUCUGUCUUAAUCUUUUAUUAUGUUGGGCCCCUACCUGCGUACAGUAAUAAAGGCAGAUAUUUUUACCUGACUGUAAAUUCAGAAGUCGGAAACCUGGAGUCUAUCAUGAAUAUGCAUUACCCUGAACUUCCAUUGUCAUUCUUGUUUUCAUGUCUUGAGACUCCUUUUACACAAAAUGUUGCAGUUUGACGGUAAAGCACAGUUUAGUCAAUGAUGAGUCCUUGUAUUUAGUUAAAUGUUGUCUUUAGCCUGUUCCAAAUUCUAUGUAGGUAAUUGCAAUUUCUGUUGGGACCAUAUAGGGAAAGGUAAAUUUAGUUACUUGUUGACUUUAGAUCUCAGCCAGAUAUUUUCAUUACACAGUGCAAAGGUUCUGGAGAAAUGCAGGUUAACUUGUAAUAGUUAACUGAUAGUAUGAAUGUAUGACAGAUGUAGUGUAUAUGACAAAUGUCAGCUUUGUCAGGCACUAACUUAGUAUUGCAGGAAGGUAUGACUAGUGAUGUUCUGCAUCUUGUCUCCCAUUAUUCAACUUUGUUUCGUCAAUGUGCCUCAAAAAUAAUGGUACAUGCAACACUGAGCUGUAUGGGUUCUGGCAGAAGAACAUACUAAUGCAUAGAAUUUCUUUUUACAUGGAGAAAAUUUCUUAAUUUAUGUACGUGAUUAAAAAUGUAUAUUAUCUCUGAUUGACUUGACUUUUAGUCUAUUUCCCUCCCUCCCCUGCACUUUAAAAAAAAUGUUAAGUUGUAUGCCGAAUUGUGCUAAUUUUUCUGCAGUCAUAAACAAUCUUCUUUGUUUUCUAUAUUCUCUUUGAGCCAUAUUCUGUUUUGUGCUACUUUUAUUGUUCAGAAUGCUUGGAAGGCAGAUCCAGAAGAUGCAGUAAGGAUUCAUUGGUGUUCAGCCUGUUCUAUUCAGAUAGGCAACACAUGAUUCGAACAGUGAAUAACUUUGUUUUCUUGAUUCCAUUUUACCAUCAUUAACCCCACUUGUGGAAGAAUUAACAGUGUAACAUCUUUAUUUCUCUAUCACAUUGCAGAAUAGAACUGUAGAUUCCAGACACACACACACCAUUGACAUUUAAAAGAAAGAACUUUCAUUUAUACAGUGCCUUUCGUGAUCUCAGGACACCCCAGUAUUUCAAAAGUAAAGGACUGCAGAUGCUGAAAAACUGAAAUAAAAACAGAAGAUGUUUUUGCUAACCAGGGAGGCAGCCUCUUUGAAGAGAGAAUCAACUAAUGCCUCGGGUUGAGAUCCAAGGUAUUUCAUAGCCUAUGAAAUGGUUUUAGAGCAUGGUAACUGAUGCAGUAUAGAGAAACACCACAAACAUUUUGGGGACAGCAAUAUUCCAUGAACAGCUUUGAUUGUUUAUUAGUAAUGUUGGUUGUGAGGGGGGAAGUAUUUGUCAAGAGGAAGCUCUUCCUGCCUUCACCCCUUUCUCCCCACCACAUACACCUAUGCACUCAGAUAAUACUCGAUCUUUUAUGUUCACUUGAGAAGGCUGUCAACAUCCUGCUGCACUAAUCUCUCUGCAUCCUCUUUUGACAGCAAGUUGUCAAUGCUUUCUGUGGUUUAAGAAACUAGCAUGGAUGCAGAUAAUUUGCACAAACUAGAGAACUCAUUAACUCGGUGAAGCACUAUUCACUGCCACUGUGAAAGGGUUGCAAGUACUUUCUUCACUGAACUUCAGGAUUUGCAUUUGUCCAGUAUAUAUUUCAAUAAAAAGCUUGCCAUGUUUAUCUGAUUGGGGUCUAGAUGUAGAUGGAUACAUGGAUUUAAGUUAGUCUCAUCACACGUCCCAAAUAAAACACCUUUGAUGUGAAUUUAAUGUUGAAAUACAUUUUUUUUACUAUUUUCAGAGCUGGUUGAUUGAUACUGAUCAAGUUUCUUAACAAAAAAAAAACAAUUAUCAUUUCUGCUCUCAAAUUAGUUACCCAGAUUUGGGUAUUUUUGUUAACAUUUUCCUAAAGAUAAUCGGUUCUGAUCUGUGAUAAUGUCCAGUAAAAAUAAGGAAUGUUUAUGGGAACAUAAGGAAUCAUUAACCAUAAUAUUUAGAAAUAAACUCUUACAGCUUAAAAAAACCCUGAAAUCUCAGUACGUUUCUGGCAAUGCCCCACAGUAAGCAUUCGUAUACCAGUUCCAUGUUGGUUCCUGAUGUUUCACUGAUAUAGCUGUCUUUUUAUAAGUGUUGUUGGAAGCACUGAUUUGUUUGUUUGGCAUGUCUCAGCCUGUGAAAUACAAGGUUCCCCUGAAUAAUGCAGUAAUGUGCAUGAGUUAUUUUUAAGGACAUAGUGUAGUUAUCUCCAGUUUGUUAUGGUGGGAUAUGGGUCAAAGUCACCCAAGUGAUGCAUUGUGAAACUAAUCCACAAAUGGCCAAAACAAAACCUGGAAAAGCACAGCUACCAUGUCAGCAUCAGAAGGGGAGAGAUGAAGACCAGUUGAAUGUGCACUUGGAUAUGUGGUGUUCUUCCCUUUCAGAUGCUAACCAAUGUAUUGUGCAUUUCCAAUACUUUCUGCUCGUAUAGGUCCUCCCCAGAUUACAGCAGAGUUCCGUUGCUGUGAACGGUUCAUAGUCCGAACAAUUCACAAGUCGGAAAUGCAGCCACGAGCCACGUUCCCACACAGCAAAAGAUGCCUUCAGCCCUGCAGCAGCCGGCAAAUCCAUCCCGCCGGUCUCACGAACACUCGGUCAUGUAUACUGGCUGUACAUAAGUUGGGCGUUCGUAACCUGGGGAGAACCUGUAUUUUGUGGUUGGAAACUUGAUUGUAAACUGUAUCAGCUGUUGGCUAUUUUGAGUUUGCAUUUGUUUCUCUUAAAAUCCAUUUUGUUUACUGCCAAUAACAAUUCCCAAUAUAUGAAAUUGUUCCUCACCCCCGCAUUGAGAGGAAUUUGAAUCCAGGUGUAAGCAUGGAUGGAUAGGUGGGUUUUGCCUUGUUCCUUUGGUACUGAUGUCUACCAGGCCUUGAGCUGAAAAAUACAAUUCAGCUUCUAAUUAUGUUCAAGAUCUUAAUGAUUUACUUUCAACAUUGUAUCUUUACUAAUUGAAUUUUUAGGCAAAACCUUGCAUAUUUCUAUAAUAGUACAGUGCAAGAAAGUGACUAUUUUUCUCCUUUUCAAAAAAAAAGACAAUUUCAUCCUAUCAUGUUGUUCCUCAUCAAACACAUUUCUCCAAACAUAAUGCAUGCCUGAGUCCUGGUUUUCCACAGUUAGACUCUGCAUGCUGAGUACCACUGGAGAAAAUACAAGGACAUGGCACAGGGACAGACUUAACGAUACUCAGUGCAAACAUACAGUGAGAUGAAGGACGGCAUGAAGAUUUUGGAGUUUUAACACUAGGUUCUCAUUGCUGUAUAGAUGCAUCAUGGCUGGAUUCCAUUCCUAAGUAAUGGAGCUGAGGGAACAAUCACCUAUUCCAGGGUAGUAGAGGUGGCGAUUCAGGCCUCUUGUGCUUCUUGGCCUUUGUAAUAAAAGGGCCAAGAAGUAGAAAUGCAAAACAAAAGAAAAAAAUGUACUUUAAAAAAAUAAUGCAAUGCCCACUAACUGAUGCAAGCAAGUAUUGAUUGAGUUGAGUUAUAGAUUGAUCCUUUAUAAUUUUGCAACGGGGAGAGGAGAGGAUGGCAGUUCUAUUUAUGCCGACAGGGAACACAUUUAAAAAUGAAGUUAAGAAACACCAAUGAAAAUAGUAUGGCCUUUUGCAAAGUGACAGCACAAAUCUGUCUAUUUUAUCAUCAUCUGCAUUUCAGUGUCGAAUUUCAAUGAAAGACUGGCUUUUCUUUAUCCAGUUUUUCUUUAUAUUGUAGCUGAUGCUGUAGCUUUUGUUUAUAGAGGAAGUGAAGGUCAUGUUUGCUGGAUUCAUGUGAAUUGAAUGGGUGGUCUCCAUUUCACUUGCCUUGCACUGUGACACUUGCACAGCUUUCUGGACAAUCCGUCCACUAGUUGGGAUAUGUAAUGUGAAAUGCAGAGAGAGAUGACCAAUACCAGAGUGCCAGUUAUCAGAUACUGAAUGAACAGCAUGCAUGGUAACAGAUAAAUUACUGUUAAAGUGAUAGAUCAUAACCUAGGGACCUGAUACUCAUGUUUAGAUCCUGUUCUGGGGGUGAAGAAAGAAUAUUUGAACAUGCAGAUGUGCCUACUUUAAAGAUUGUGCCUGUGGAAGUGAAAGACAUGGUAUUAAAGAUGAUUACUUCACUAAAUCACUCAAAAUAUAUUCCCAGUUCUGACUUCAGAAACUGGAAGCCCUGACUGCAUCCAUUGAUCUGUUAACAUCUCAUGCUGAAGGGGGUUGGUGCCUGGUAUUGGAGAUCCUUUUUCUUUAAAAGAAAAGCACCAGUGUGUUUGAUCUAUUAUUCCAAGCAAAUAAGUGAUCAAAUGAGAUUCUGAGUCUUGUUCAGUACCACAAACUCAAAGCAAGAAGCAACUAGCAAUGCAACGUUUGUUUAUCUACAUGUGCAAGUUGCACAAGUUCUUUGUGCUGAUUUUUAAAACAGUUUGCUUAUAUGGAAUUGUGCAAUGUAAUUAAAGAUGUAUUAAAAUUAUUUUCUUUACAUUAAUACUGUUGCAGAAUUUUAUAGAAUUGUUUUCCUGAGUUUGUGUGUUUUAUGUUCUGAAUUGUUGAAAUAAAGGUUGUAAUUCUGAGGAA